Messenger RNA from Haliotis rufescens (red abalone), 1129 nucleotides. RefSeq lists its product as uncharacterized. The coding region runs from base 157 to 951 and encodes 264 amino acids. The record is from RefSeq and is a predicted model, not a curated record. Lineage: Eukaryota; Metazoa; Mollusca; Gastropoda; Lepetellida; Haliotidae. Gene Ontology annotation, molecular function: chitin binding. The transcript is spliced from 4 exons. Gene Ontology annotation, cellular component: extracellular region.
GAUAGACGGCAUUAAACUGUCAAGGCGAGUGAAUCACGGCCAGGUAUAUAAGGCAUGGUUUAAAUCACUGUAGACGGAGAUCGACAAGCUCUGUUGCUGAGGCUUUAAGGACGGUUCUGUGAAACAUCGAAUGAAGUCAGAAGUAGUCAGUCCAAAAUGACCACCGCUCUAAGUCUCGGAAUGAUCUCUUCUCUCAGCGUGCUUCUGGUGACCACAGAAGCCAUCAAGUACAUGUACCCCCUCACUAAAUACAUGGACCCCCCUGCCAGCCAGCCACACCUUUACCCCGGGGGCCCGGGCCUCCCCUUCCCUGAGCUGAACUACCUGUGUAGGGGCAAGGACGGGGUGAUGUUUCUACUGCCCUGGGCCUGUACGGGGUAUGUCCGAUGUGUUGGAGAUUCAGCCUACUGGAGCAGGUGCCCGAUGGAUACCAGAACCGUUACUGGUUUGCAGGAACCAAUCUGUUUGAUGGACAGCACGGAGUGUAAGAAACAGGAGAAAGUUCGCUGGAAUGAGUUCUGUCGCCUGACCGCAAGAGGGCGCUACCCCUCUAUCCUUAGCUGCGCCUCGUUCUAUGACUGCAGUGGGGGUGCUGAGGGGGUGGAGAGGGAGUGCCCCUACCCCAACCUGUACAACCCAGCAUCCGGGCUCUGCGAGGACUUCCGGUCUGCUGAGAUAUAUUGUAACGGAAGACCAGUGCCGAGAGCCCCAUGCGACUACCAAGCUCUCAACAUCACUUGCAGCGAUCCACACUGUCUGCCCUGUUCGGAGCUACGACCAUCGUGUGUUCGUAAACCGGACGGAAACCACGCUCUGCCAAACCGGAUCAACUACCCGUGGUACCUCAGAUGCGAGAGAGAAAGAACUAUGGGUGUUUUGAAAUGUGCAGCCGGGAUGUUUUUCUCUUCUUUUUGUUCACGGUGUAUACCCUACGGUUCAACAACAUGUUAAACGUUGAAAAAGAGCAGCCAAAUUGAAAUCCGCGUGUGAGUGUAUUGUGAUAAACGUAUGUGAUAGCGGUAUGUCAAAUACCAAGUGUAUUUACUCUGGACUAUUUUAUGACAUCAUACAUGAAGUGUCAUUGCUUUGCAACAAAUUAAAGAAUAUCAAAGAAUGUUGAGAUUUACUU